AAUGGUAAAAGAAAAGCAAGCAAUUGUCUGGUUUUGAAGAACGCAAAAGCAGCUGAUUCACUGGGCGACAUCUCACCUCACCUGUGAGCUGUGUGGUUCACACCACGCGCUCUCUCUCUCCCCAUUUUCACAUAUUCACCAUUCCAUUCCAUUCCUUUCCUCUCCCUCUCCACUUCUCCCACCAAGCUCUCUCCCACCCAGGAAGGAAGGAAGGAAGGAAGGAAGAGGAAACGGAGGAGGGGCUUCUUGGGUCCGAUGGGUUCCGGCGGUAGUCGUCUGGGCGCGCACCCACGACCUCAUCGCCCCUCCCGCACCCGCAGCGUCAAACGAACCCUUUCCUCUCUUUUAAUCUGCGGUGCUUCUCCUUCCGAUUCAGCCCAUGAUCAGAUAGAAGAUCAUUCAGCUGAGUUGCUGAUCAAUUCUGCAAAACACAUUAGGUCAAAAAAGCUUAAGCCCCCAAGUAGGCGUUCUGCUGCUGCCUUGACUUGCUCUAAAAUUGAAAUUGGAGUUUCAUCUGCUGGCAAUGUGGUAGAUGGUCCAAGCAAUGUCAAUGGCAGUAAUACAGGACAAAGCUUUUCUGAGAAUAAGGAAGUAGCUCCCAAUAGUAUUCGUAGUGAAACUACUCAUACUGCCCCAGGGGAUCAACCCUUUCCAAUCUCUCUAUAUAGAAUGGAAAAUGUGGAUAACUCUGAAACAGCUAGUACAAGGGAUGAUGAUGGGUCACUGAUUUGUGCUGUGUCCACUCAAUUUAGCAGUCCAUCCCAUGGCGGUCUUGAAUCUCCAUCAGUUGAGGAGUUACUUGGAAACCACUCAGAUGAUGUUAUCAUAUUUAACAAUUGUGAUUCUGCCUCUGUAUCUGUUGUUUUGGACUCUCCAGUAACUUCCCUUUCUCCCAGAGAUGAUUUCUGUCAACAGACACCUCCGUCAUUCCCAGAGUUGGUGGUGUCAGAGAGGGAACAACAUCUAACAGAUGGAGGUAUACUUCAUGCUGAUAUUGAAAGUAUCUCUUCCAAUGUCCAUUCUAGCAGCUCUGCUGAGAGUAGUCAUGAACCUAGACGCAACAAUCGAAGGCUAUUUUGGGACGCCUUUUCAAGAAGGCGCCUUAGGAAUAAUGCAGAUUCCAGGACCUCUGUCUUUUCAAAUGAUGAUUCAGAUGAUGUAGGGCCUCAUGAAAGAUGGCCACAUGACCUUCGUGGUGGUGCCUUUCAUAAUGGGGUUGGAGGGAAUUUCAGGUCUCAUCAAAAUCGAUCUCAUGGUAGUAAUGAUCAACAUCAUUCAAGAUCAGAGGUUCAGGAAAGACAUCACAGUGGCAUUACUGCUAGUAAUAACCCAAUUGCAAACUGUCCAUCCGGUAUUCACCUUGAUGGUGCAUGUUCAUGUGAGUCGGUCUUGAUGACUGACGAAUCUGGCUCCCGUGCAAGUAUUUCACGUAUAGUCAUGCUUGCUGAAGCAUUAUUUGAGGUACUGGAUGAAAUACAUCGCCAACCUGCGCCACUUUCUUUAUCUAUGGCUUCACUUCCAGCACCAGAAGCAGUUGUUGAUUCUUUUCCAGUAAAGGAUCAUAUAAAGAAAGAAGGAUUAUUUGAUGGAAAUGAUGUAACAAAGUGCUACAUAUGUUUGGCUGAGUAUGAGGAAGGAGAUCAGAUACGAGUGCUCCCAUGCCACCAUGAGUUUCACAUGUCAUGUGUUGAUAAAUGGCUGAAAGAGAUACAUGGUGUGUGCCCACUUUGUCGUGGGGACGUUCAAGAGGGUUUUAUGGAGGAUACAACUACAAACGCAGAUAUUCCUUCCCCUUUUAGUUAAGUAUCUGGCAUAGAAGUCCGGCAUCCAGCCUUCUCAUUUUUGUCAUCCAGCCUUUGGUGGUGGUAUUUGUCAUAGGAACAGGAACAGGAGCGAAGCAAAACAUAUCUUUGAUUCUUUUCUGUACCAUUCUGGUCUUAUUUUUUUCCCUUCCCUUCCCAAAACAUAUCUGGCCUUAGCUGCUGCGACUCAAGAAAAAAGAAGCCACAGGAAUCAACCUUAUUACAAAUAUGUUGUUUUCUUUGUUUUUGUUUUUUGUUUGUUUUAAUGUUGCUUUGGCGGCGCACACAAAAUGGGUGGGUGGAUUGGAUUGUGCAAAGUUUAUGUAUGCCUUGUCAACCUUGUACAUAAAAAAAAUGUAGAUUGCUUCAGAAAUGAAAUCUCUUAGCUAGGCUAAUCUGAGGUCUGUCAGACAUUGUAUUACCUCAGUAUGGAUGAAUGCAAGAAUAAACUUGUAAUUUUCCUUCCA
This is a messenger RNA of Ipomoea triloba (trilobed morning glory), 2269 nucleotides long. RefSeq lists its product as uncharacterized. Lineage: Eukaryota; Viridiplantae; Streptophyta; Magnoliopsida; Solanales; Convolvulaceae. The record is from RefSeq and is a predicted model, not a curated record. The transcript is spliced from 6 exons. Bases 256 to 1803 code for a protein of 515 amino acids.